AGACACACUACCAGUAGUACUCUACUCUCACUCUCCACACUUCCAUUUCUUCUCUCCCUGUGUGUGUGCUGUUUUUAUAGAUAUAGAAGAAACAAACAUAUUAUUAUAUUAUAUUUAAAGAAGAAAGAAAAAAUGGGGGGUUCAGCAGCAUCAACCUUGGUGUUUUGCCUUGUUAUAUUCCAUUUAGUUUCUGCUGCUCUUGCUGCUGAUGCUGAUGCUGAAGAUGGCUUAUUAAUCAAUGGUGAUUUCGAGACAGCACCGUCUGGAGGCUUCGGUGAUGAUGGCGUCGGCGACAGCCCCAAUGCCGUUCCAAACUGGAAGCUAAACGGUACAGUGGAGCUAGUGGCGUCGGGCCAGAAACAAGGUGGAAUGAUCCUCAUUGUACCAGAAGGAAGACAUGCAGUGAGGCUAGGCAAUGAUGCACAGAUCAGCCAAGAAGUGAAACUAGAAAAAGGCGAGAUCUACUCGAUAACGUUCAGUGCGUCUCGCACGUGUGCCCAGCUUGAGUCACUAAACGUGUCGGUUCCACCAGCCUCACAAAACAUUGAUCUUCAAACGUUGUAUAGUGUCCAAGGAUGGGAUACCUACGCAUGGGCGUUUCAGGCGGACCAAGAAGAUGCCCAUGUCGUUUUUACAAAUCCCGGCAUGGAAGAUGACCCCACUUGUGGUCCCAUCAUCGAUGACAUUGCCAUUAAAAAGCUUUUUGUACCAACAAAACCAAAAGAUAAUGCAGUUUUAAAUGGAGACUUUGAAGAAGGCCCGUGGAUGUUUAGAAAUGCUUCCCUAGGAGUUCUACUCCCAACCAACCUGGAUGAAGAAACUUCAUCUUUGCCCGGUUGGAUAGUUGAGUCUAACCGAGCAGUCCGUUACAUUAACUCAUACCAUUUCUCAGUGCCUGGAGGAAAACGGGCCCUUGAAUUACUUUCCGGUAAAGAAGGCAUAAUUUCACAAAUGGUGCCAACCACCCCAAACAAGCCUUAUAGAAUGUCAUUCUCACUUGGCCAUGCUGGAGACUCGUGCAAGCAACCACUAGCAGUAAUGGCCUUUGCGGGUGACCAAGCUGAGAAUAUACACUAUACCCCCAAUGCUAAUUCCACAUUCCAAACUGCAGACGUGAAUUUUACGGCCAAGGCUGAGAGGACGCGGGUGGCAUUCUAUAGUGUGUAUUACAACACCCGGAGUGAUGAUAUGAGCUCUUUAUGUGGACCCGUGGUGGACGAUAUAAGGGUGGUUGUUUCUGCAGGUUUUAGGGAUGCAGGAUGGUCUGUUUUAAGGUUCGGAUUUAUGGUUGUGGUUAUGUUGUUUAUGGUUUAGUUGAAGUAGGUUUUCUUGGACAAAUAGUCCUUUAUUUAUUGUUCUACGUUAAGAUGUGGUAAUCAAAUUAAAGGUUUUGGUAA
This is a messenger RNA of Erigeron canadensis, 1397 nucleotides long. RefSeq lists its product as uncharacterized. The transcript has 3 exons. The coding region runs from base 133 to 1314 and encodes 393 amino acids. Gene Ontology annotation, cellular component: plasma membrane. The record is from RefSeq and is a predicted model, not a curated record. NCBI's taxonomy places the organism in Eukaryota, Viridiplantae, Streptophyta, Magnoliopsida, Asterales, Asteraceae.